AGGACACCUACUGACAACAGUUUGAGCACACACGGGGCCCCGAACACGCCCAUUAAACACCCAAAGUGCGUAGAAUAAGUUACAGUUACAGGCAUCAUGUAUGGCAUGCUGUAUGAAAGCGUACAGCAUUAUAUACAAGAGGAAUAUGGUUUGGAGACGUGGAAAAAAAUUUGCCAAAUUGUUGACUGCAAGCAUAAUAGUUUUAAAACACAUCAGAUAUAUCCCGAUAAGCUAAUGCCAGACUUUGCCCAAGCAUUGUCCGCUUGUACGGGACAAUCAUUUGACUUUUGCAUGAACUUUUUUGGGAAAUGCUUCGUACGAUUUUUUAGUAAUUUUGGCUAUGAUAAGAUGAUACGAUCAACAGGCCGUUAUUUUUGCGAUUUCUUGCAAUCCAUCGAUCAAUAUAAUGUGCAGAUGAAAUUUCUUAAUAACUAAUGUUAGAAAUCGCCUAGCAUGCAAUUAACGAGUAUGGAUGAUAACGGUGCAGUUAUCUUAUAUCGAAGUGGUCGCACUGGUAUGUCUAAGUAUCUAAUCGGACAGAUGACGGAGGUGGCAAAAGAAUUUUAUGGCUUAGAUGUGACUGCCUAUGUUAUUGAGAGUCAGAACGACAUAUGCGGUGGAACAGCUGGACCCAUUAAACUUACUGAAGGACCACUAACGGUCAUAGUUAAGUAUCGUCUGGAUUUUGAUAAUCGAGAUUACAUGUCGAAUCGAGUUAAUAUUGUGGCUCAUCCAACGCAACUGAAGUUGCCUUCUGUAAAUCUAAAUGUGUUCUUAGAGCUCUUUCCCUUCACAUUUGUUCUAAAUCAUGACAUGAAAAUAACAUUGGCGGGUGAAAAAAUUAUAGAAACAUGGAUUUUGCACAAUCCAGGAGUUAAUCCUAAGUGCUUUAUUGGAACACAUAUUAUGGAUGUCUUCAAGUGCAGGAGACCAAAGGAUACAAAAAUUGAAUGGGAGACCAUUUUGCAAAUGAGAACAGUUCUUUUCGAAUUUGAGCUCAUACGAACUGGACAUAGCCGGGCUGCUUAUGAUGCUGCUUUAAAACUGGACAUUGACUCCUUUGACAAUGUGAGUUUAAACGAAGCUCAGAAAAUGACUUUAACUAAUGCUCAAGAGCUUCAGGAUGAAGAAAAAGCGACUGCAACACUUAAGGAAAUUGGCCCAGAGUCAGUAAAGCGUCGACUUUCAGAAGGCUUACGGUCUAUUUUGCUUAAAGGGCAAAUGUUUUACAUCAAAGAUGUGGACUCAAUUAUAUUCCUAUGCAGCCCCUUGAUAGAAAAUUUGGAUGAGCUACAUGGUAUUGGAUUGUACCUCAAUGAUCUAAAUCCUCAUGGCCUCAGCCGUGAGCUUGUUAUGGCUGGCUGGCAACAUUGUUCCAAGCUGGAAAUGCUAUUUGAAAAGGAAGAGCAACGAUCCGAUGAGUUGGAGAAGUCAUUGGAACUGGCUGAUUCAUGGAAGACACAAGGCGAUGAGCUCCUUUAUUCCAUGAUACCUCGCCCUAUUGCGGAGCGUAUGCGGAUGGGUCAGGAACAUGUUUGUCAAAGUUUUGAUGAAGUUUCCGUCAUUUUCAUAGAAGUCUUAAAUAUUUGCGAUAGCGGAUCAAAUAAUAUCCAGGAAGCAAUGCAAGCAGUAACUACACUGAACAAAGUAUUUUCUGCGCUGGACGAAGAGAUUAUAUCCCCAUUUAUAUACAAAGUCGAAACCGUAGGUAUGGUCUACAUGGCUGUAUCGGGGGCACCCGAUAUCAAUCCCUUGCAUGCUGAGCACGCCUGUGAUAUGGCACUGCGUGUAAUGAAGAAGGUAAAAUCACAGGAUUUGCCAGAUGUAGCUAUUCGUGUGGGCAUUAAUUCGGGUCCAGUGGUGGCUGGUGUGGUAGGUUUAAAAGUUCCUCGUUAUUGCUUAUUUGGGGACACUGUUAACACUGCUUCGCGCAUGGAGAGUAGCUGUGAUUCUUGGAAGAUAUAAUUAUCGAAUUACACAGCCUUAAAGGUGCGCGAGGUGGGAUAUAAGGUGGAAGCACGCGGCUUUGUUAAAGUAAAGGGCAAAGGUGAUAUGGAGACCUAUUGGUUACUAAAAGGACCAGAGUAAUCGUACCUAAAAAAUAUAGUACAUAUUGUAGUACAGUACGAUCUAUUUAU
Molecule: messenger RNA, 2138 nt
Organism: Drosophila busckii
Lineage: Eukaryota; Metazoa; Arthropoda; Insecta; Diptera; Drosophilidae
Product: soluble guanylate cyclase 89Db
Biological process (GO): nitric oxide-cGMP-mediated signaling; response to oxygen levels; cGMP biosynthetic process
Cellular component (GO): guanylate cyclase complex, soluble
Molecular function (GO): heme binding; oxygen sensor activity; guanylate cyclase activity
Source: RefSeq, a predicted model, not a curated record